AUGAACCGAAACAAUAAUAAUGAAAUAAUUACUAAAAAGGACUACGAAAUAUUAGGAAUAAAAGAAAAUGCUAAGCCGGAGGAAGUUAAUUCGGCUUACGAGAAAUUAUGUUUAGAAUAUCAUCCUAAAAAGAUUAGAUUAGAAAAAUACCGCGAGCCGAACGAUUUAGAAAUAAAAAAGUAUAAGGAAAUUGAAAAAGUUUAUAAAAAGUUUGAUAUUGAACCUAAAAA
Molecule: messenger RNA, 230 nt
Organism: Ambispora leptoticha
Lineage: Eukaryota; Fungi; Glomeromycota; Glomeromycetes; Archaeosporales; Ambisporaceae
Source: the annotation of a GenBank genome assembly